Molecule: messenger RNA, 885 nt
Organism: Megalops cyprinoides (Indo-Pacific tarpon)
Lineage: Eukaryota; Metazoa; Chordata; Actinopteri; Elopiformes; Megalopidae
Product: E3 ubiquitin-protein ligase TRIM39-like
Exons: 4
Coding region: 1-885 (294 amino acids)
Molecular function (GO): protein binding
Source: RefSeq, a predicted model, not a curated record
AUGUCUGAGGGGGAAUGCUCCAGCCAAACCUCAUUAGAUUACAGGAGGCCAGAUCUUCAGCAUCAGGCCCCAGACAGCUGCAGUCCAACCCAGGAGCAGAAGCUGAAGGAAGCCCAGCUGAUCCUGGAUCAGUGGGCCUGGAGUCUCCAGUCACUGCCAAAGGGCUCUGUGUGUCCAGAGGAGGAUGUGAGUGCAGUUCUGCAGGAGCUAGAGAAACAGUGGAAGAAAGGCCGGCUGCCCAACAUGCUCCCAGUCCUGGAGUUCAUCAUGUGGAGCCUGAUCCAGGAUCAGUCCCAGCAGGGAUAUGUACCUCAGCUCUGGCUCAGAAGUAAACAGAAGUUUGAGAAUGGAGCUGAUAUUAUUCUAGAUCCAAAAACUGCUAAUCCAGAUCUGAUACUGUCCUCAGACAGAAAAAGGGUGAAAAUGAACACCAUCAUAGAGAGUGUACACAACCCCAGAGACAAAUGCUGCAGGAAACCUCAUAAGUAUGAUGGGUGGCAGUGUGUGCUGGGAACAGAGGGCUUCACCUCUGGGAGACAUUACUGGGAGGUGGGGGUUAAAGGAAAGACAGAAUGGAGGAUUGGAGUGGUGAAGGAGUCUGCAGAGCAUAGAGUCUCCAUUGCACUAAACACACAGACAGGCUACUGGAUAUUACAUCUGCAGCUUGGGGUGCUCAUGGCUGUAACCACACCAGUCUGUAAACUCCCACAGUCAAUUCCCUCCAGGGUGGGGGUGUACCUGGAUAUAGAGGAGGGGCAGCUCUCCUUCUAUGAUGUCAAGAGAAGGUGCCACAUCUACACCUUCAAUGACAGCUUCACUGAGAAAGUCUACCCACUGUUUGGAACAGUAGAAACGGACAGAGAGAUUAUUAUCAAAGACUUCUAA